Molecule: messenger RNA, 1409 nt
Organism: Mytilus californianus (California mussel)
Lineage: Eukaryota; Metazoa; Mollusca; Bivalvia; Mytilida; Mytilidae
Product: multiple epidermal growth factor-like domains protein 11
Exons: 8
Coding region: 14-1285 (423 amino acids)
Molecular function (GO): scavenger receptor activity
Source: RefSeq, a predicted model, not a curated record
UGAUGUUGAGAAGAUGAUUUUUACUCAGGAAUUACUCAAAAUCAUAUAUUUCCAUUUGUUGUGCAUUUCCAGUGUUUCAACUUCAAUUAAUCUUGCGGAAGGUAGAGAGACCAGGCAAAGUUCUACACUCCAAAGAAAUGAGAGUGGUUUGGCUGUAGACGGUAUAUACACGACAUGUGCUAGUACAAACCAACAAGAUGAAAGAAAUCUAUUUUGGCAACUAACACUUGCUGAAAACGCCAGCAUCACACACAUACGCUAUGCAUACUACUAUGAUGAUCAAGAUGUCAAGUAUUUACUAAAUACCAGAAUAUAUGUAUCCAGCUCAAAGGGACUUACUUCUGGACAGCUGUGUUAUACGGAAACCAGAAAUCCGAAUGAAAUUGAUCCAAUUCAAAACAAAGUAUUUUGUUUUACACAAGGAACAUAUCUCACGUAUUAUAAUCCAGAUCGUCGUAUGAACAUCAAACUGUGUGAGGUAGAAGUAUAUGGCUGCCCGAUUGGUCGAUAUGGAGAUGAAUGUUCCGACAAAUGCAGUUCUAACUGCCUCACCCAGCCUUGUGAACCAGAUUUUGGACGAUGUACUGACGGAUGCAAAUCGGGAUUUUCAGGAGAGAGAUGUACAUCUCAAUGUGGUCUUGGGGUUUACGGACCAAACUGUGUAUUGACAUGCAGUGUAAACUGUCUAAACAAUGACUGUGAUAGUGUAAAUGGAACAUGUAAAAAUUGUGUCGAUGGAUUUAUGGGAGCAAUGUGUGAUUUCAUGGGACAAGUAACAGAUUCGACUGUUUUAAUAGAUCAGUACACAGCUAAUACAUCACAAACAAAGUACUGGAUUGUCAUAGCUGUCCUGGCAUUGGCUCUGAUACUACUUAUUGUUAUAAUAACUUACUUCAAGUUUGGGUCUAGUAGAAUUAGAGUAAAGAAGGAAAAAAUAUCAUCAAAGUUAAGUCAUGUGUCUUACGAAAACUCUCCUCGUCUUACGCCGCCACAAAACAACACCGUAGAUUACGAUUCUGUCCAGUACGAAACAUUCCAGGAAAAGGGAAACAGAAAAUCAAAUAUGUAUGACUUACCAGUGACUAGUAUGCCAUCACAGCAGGUUGUGAAUGCAACAGCAGUAACUAAAACAGGCUUUCACAAUAGUAAACAGGGUGUCAACAAACCACCGACACCUAAGAAGCCCAUUAAACCUCCAAAGAGUUUAGUAAAAGAAUUUAGCGGAGCAUAUGAGGGUCUACAGAGUACAGAACACAAGCAUUUUUACGAUUCUUUGAAUCAGUGACUUAUAUUUAUAUUUAUAUGCCAUUUAAUGCAGACCCUUAUUUAUCAUUUUAAGUUAUGUAGAGAUAAGAUUUUUAAAUGAUUAUUGAUGUUUUAAUAAAAGCAAAAACAAUCAAUCGAUUAAA